AACGCACAGAGCUGCAAUGUUGCACCGUGUUGUCGUGAACUGGAUUUUAAUUUUAUAGAAAUAUUUCCUUUUAAUUAAAGUUUAUUUAUAUAUUUAUGGUCUGUCUCUUUUUAUCUUUACGUUAUUCGGAACGCCGUUACUCGCAAUGAAUCCUCUGACCAACGUGAAGAACAUAAAGAAGCUUGGUGAGCAAGAAUUACAAGGUAGCAGUAAAACAUCUUGGCACGAUCAGUACAAAGACAGUGCUUGGAUUUUCAUUGGUGGUCUACCAUACACCUUGACAGAAGGGGACAUCAUCGCUAUUUUCUCGCAAUACGGCGAAGUAGUUAACAUAAAUUUAGUCAGAGACAAGGACACUGGGAAACAAAAGGGAUACGGCUUCCUAUGUUACGAAGAUCAGAGAAGCACUAUAUUGGCAGUCGACAAUUUUAAUGGCAUAAAGAUUCUCGGUAGGGUAAUACGAGUGGAUCACGUUUCUAAUUACAAGGCACCGAAAGAAUCCAAACACACAGACGAGGAAACGAGAAAGUUGCGCAAAGAGGGUUGCGCUCCGAAGAAACAUUAAAAGUGUGUACGACGUACACGCAUCAAACGUGAAGUAUCGAUACCUUUCCAGUUAGUUACUAUGUAUGAUAUGACAAAUAUAAGUUUAUGCUCA
This is a messenger RNA of Ooceraea biroi (clonal raider ant), 658 nucleotides long. RefSeq names its product RNA-binding motif protein, X-linked 2. NCBI's taxonomy places the organism in Eukaryota, Metazoa, Arthropoda, Insecta, Hymenoptera, Formicidae. The record is from RefSeq and is a predicted model, not a curated record. Gene Ontology annotation, cellular component: catalytic step 2 spliceosome; U2 snRNP; precatalytic spliceosome. Gene Ontology annotation, molecular function: RNA binding. Gene Ontology annotation, biological process: mRNA splicing, via spliceosome.